AAUGAUGGAUGCAUAAAAAUAACCACCGUAGAAGAGGCCGCUUCCUUUCAGCUCCACCGCCAUCGAUCGAUCGUCUACCCUCUCCGAUUAGUAACAGCCACCAUCAAAUCUCCCUCGCCGGUCACCGCAGCCUCGGCCGUGACAGAACAGAGCAUGGACGCUCAUCACCACCAAUCGAACUUCUCUCCUGCUCUUCCUCUCUCGUCUAACGCAUCGGAGAUUCCUUCUAAGCUAACGAUUUCACACUCUGGCAGGAAAAUUUCACGACGACCACCACGAUACACUCACGAUGCGGUCGAUUCAUGGAGACUCGAUCAUACGAUUGUUCUGUAUUGCCUUUUGCCGAGAGCUUCGAAUUGUUCUCUCAACUGUUGUCUGUUAUUUGGUCUCGGAUUCGUCGAUUCCUCUCUAGCAGUUUUUUAGCGGGAUUUCUCAUGUUUAUAUUCCUCGCCAAUUGAUAGGAAUUCCUAUUUGUAGAACAUCUCACCCUUCAUGAUCACCACCUGUUCGACGUUUUGCCUCAGAGAUGAUAAUGAUGAAUUUUUUUCCUCGUUGAUCAAUCUGAGAUCGCAUAGAGUGGAUUUGGAUGUUGUUGUUCGACAUGCUGAUCAUAUAUAUUGCGAAUUGAUGCUUCAUCCUUUGAUGGCAA
This is a messenger RNA of Syzygium oleosum, 649 nucleotides long. RefSeq lists its product as uncharacterized. The annotation marks the transcript as partial. Lineage: Eukaryota; Viridiplantae; Streptophyta; Magnoliopsida; Myrtales; Myrtaceae. The record is from RefSeq and is a predicted model, not a curated record. The transcript is spliced from 2 exons.